CCAGAUAAAACGAAGAAGAAGAAAAUCCCCGAAGAAGAACGAAACUGACAGACAAAAUGGCAGCCGAACAAAGCUAGCUGCUUGGCUAAUGUUAAUAAUCAACUGCAGUCUGAGGAAGGAGCACCAACAACGUUACCCAACGUUUCCAUACGAAUGAAAGUUUAUCCUCCUUUCAUUUGAGAGAUGAUGAGCCAGCGCCGUGGGAUCCAUCUAGACCAAUCAGAGCUGCUCUGCAAGAAAGGAUGUGGAUUUUAUGGCAACACAGGUUGGCAAGGCCUGUGCUCAAAAUGUUGGCGAGAAGAAAAUCAGCGAGAAAAGCAAAAACAGAUCCAAGAAGACUGGGCUCUUGCAGAAAGGCUGCAGAGAGAGGAAGAAGAAGCCUAUGCAAGCAGACAUCAGAAGACCCAAUCACAGCCUGCAGUCACACCCUUCAGCAAGUUUGAAGAACGAAAAACGAAGGAAAAGUCCAGCAAAGUCAACACUGUCACAAAGUUUUUCAGUCCCUCCAUAAAAACACCACCAAAAAAAGACGCUGCUCCCUUUGACCCGCACUCCAGUCCAAGCCCCAGCUCCUCAGCAAGCCGACCAUCUGUGGACAGUGACCAUGCAACGCGAGAGUUCAUAGAUUUUCUCAAACCUUUGAAGUCUGGGAGGGAAGUCUUCAAACAGUGCCGAGCUUUCACUGAGAGCAUGGUGUACAAGCGGGAAAUGGGAGCUGAUGAGCUGUCAGAGUGUGUUCAAGACUUCUACCAGAACCUCUCAGAGCGCCUUCAGACUCAGUUCAAAGGGUCUUCAGAUCAGGUGGAGACUGUUAUGGACGAAGUGGAGAAGUACAUGAUGACUCGUCUCUACAAAGAGGUUUUCUGUCCUGAAACCACAGAUGAUGAGAAGAAAGACCUGGCCAUUCAGAAGAGAAUCAGAGCCCUGCACUGGGUCACCAUUGAGAUGCUGUGUGUGCCUGUAGAUGAGGAGAUCCCAGAGGUCUCUGACAGCGUAGUCAAAGCCAUCACUGAUGUGAUUGAAAUGGACUCAAAGCGCGUGCCCAAGGCCAAGCUGGGCUGCAUAACUCGUUGCAGUAAGCACAUCUUCAACGCUAUCAAAGUGAGCAAGAAAGAGGCGGCGUCUGCAGACGACUUCCUCCCCACCCUCAUUUACAUUGUGCUGAAAGCCAAUCCCCCACGACUGCAGUCCAACAUCCAGUACAUCACCCGUUUCUGCAACCCCAGCAGACUCAUGACCGGAGAGGAUGGCUACUACUUCACCAAUCUGUGCUGCGCAGUUGCCUUCAUCGAAAAGCUCGACGGCCAGUCUCUGAAUCUUACCUCUGAGGAGUUUGAACUCUACAUGUCCGGGCAGGCGUCCCCCCACUGGCCACAGUCCGCUGGUGCGUCCUCCUCCUCCCCCGGCAGCGCAGCUCUCACUCAGGUCCACAAAGGUCUGGACCUGCUGACGGGGCUGGGCGAGAGGCAGGAGCGGGUGAUGGAGAAAGCUCGCCAGCUGGAGAGCGACCUCAUCGACUGGACUGACGAGGUGGAGCAGAAGGUUCAGAGCGUUCUGGAGAGCUUCACACCAGAGGCACAGAACCCCGCCGCAGCCACCGCUGGCGGGACGGCGCCUGCCCCAUCCGGGGCAUCAGCCAUUGACUCUGAUAACGUUGAGAACGAGCUGCUGCCACCUCCGCUUCAGCCUCAAGUCUUUGCUGGCUGAUGUGACAGGUUUUUCCUGUGGAACCAUUCACUUCCUUGCUGUUAAACUUUACUAUCCAUAUGCUGAUACAGCAUUGUUAUGAUCCAAUUUCUUCCCAGCCACCUCUGUCCCUUUCUUCCCCCUCCCCCCCCUUUUUUUUUUGCCUUAGAGGCCCUAAAACUUACACAAGAGUAAGGUAACUGUUGGACUACUGGACCAAGUAGAUGUUCUGCUAGUGCACUUGUUUGCUGUCUCUCAGAGAGUUUGUCAAAAAGAUUGAGACCACUCCAGCACCAGGACUGUGAACAUCUAAUAGCAGCUAGAUGCUAUAAGAAAUGUAAAAGAAAGGUAACAGCUGGGUUGGCUGUCAGCAUGUCACAAACCUGUUCUACUAGCUCCUUUAAAACUUGCUAAUCAGCAUUUCAUAUGUUGCCUAGUUUGUACCCUUUUUAUCUGCAUACGACAUCUGCUUACAAGUUGAGCCUUGUCACCUGUACAUGAAGCAAAGCCGUCCGCGUUCACACACCUCCACCCCUUUUAUGCUCAGCUAACAUACUCAUUCCUGCUUUUAGCUGAAUAUCGGACUUAAAAUGGUUUGCAUUAUCAUAAUUUCAAAAAGAAGGCAAAUAAGUACAAUUUCAGAAAUUGUCAUAUUAUUUCUUCAUAAAAGGCAACACGAGGAGUUUAGGAGACCAAGUAUGCUUGAUUACACCUAAUCAUGUCCAGGUAUGAGCCUGUGUGCUCUUUUCUGGUCGAUCUUUGUAUUACAAAGGAAAAAAUGAGUUCAUUCUGAGCUCUACUUGGAUUUUUCUGCUUGCCAUCCACCGUGGAAUCUUCAGUACCUCAGAAAUCUUUUAUUUUGUUACACUUACAUUUGUUCAGGCAAGAUAAAUGUUUGGUUUAGCUCUCAAACAUUCAGUGGAGAUCCCUACUUUAGAUGUAAGCUAGCAUGAAGAACUGUCUGUUAGGCGUCUUCUUUGAAUUAUGGUUACAACGAAGAGGGGGGGAAAAAUCUGCUGGGAAAUCUAAAUUAUGCAGAACUAGAGUUCCCGUCCCAGAAAUGGCUUUCCUGCUCAUGCUCAUGAUCCGUGCUGUAUUUCCGAGAGCAAAAAAAAACAACAGAUGAGUAAAAGGUUGCGUGCGUGAGUGUGGCAAAUGUGCACGAGUGUUGCAUGCCCGUGUUGGGUUCAUGCCAGCCGAGGGAGAGCCCUGCGGUGGUGAGAGUGGAUGUUGUAGUCACUCCAGUCACGAGCUGGAUGAAAAGAAGCUAUUUUAUUUUUCUAUAAACUGACACGUAUCAAUUCUCCUGGAUGCAUCAGUCCUGUAAUAUUUACAGUCGUUUAAACAACCGUGGUGUGAGCAUGUCUGCUAAAAGAACAGCUGAAGGGGAUCUUUUGCUCUCCCAAAGCUGUGGAAUGAAACUGUUUUUUUUUUUUAAAGACAAAUCCCUCCCAGCUGAGUUGUUCCUAAUUAUUUUUAAGCACUUUUUGGGGAGGAUUUUAAAGCUAAAGCUCCUCAUUCAUAUUAAAGUAAUGGCUCUUAACUGUGGAAAAGACAAAAUUAUUGGUAGAAGCAGAUUCAUUUUAAAGACGUCUGUUUUGUAAGUCUAAUUGAGAAGGAUAUCUUGGCAAUAGCUUGAAAAAUGAAAGGCACACUUUCUUUUACCUCACCUAAGGAGGUACUUUUGUUGUUUGUUGUUGCUAGAUUGGAUUUGUUGCUAUAUUUGAAUCAGUAUAGGCAGCCUGCGACUGUUAUGGCAUUUUGAUUUGAUUGAAAGGUUUUGAAUGCAAAUUUUGCAUUAGCUUAAAUCAACCUUUUUUGCACUGUAUGCAAGUUAUUUAUCAGGUAUUGUUAGACAUUUGUUACAUUAUAGGCUUGUUACUGGGAGAGAAUAACUCAAGACUGUCUUUUAUUUAAAUGUAACUUAUUGGGACAGUAUUGGCAUAUUUGCAUCCAUGGGUGUGUGAUGAUUAAUAAAAAUCUAAGAAUCUGUUUCCCC
Molecule: messenger RNA, 3685 nt
Organism: Menidia menidia (Atlantic silverside)
Lineage: Eukaryota; Metazoa; Chordata; Actinopteri; Atheriniformes; Atherinopsidae
Source: the annotation of a GenBank genome assembly